Messenger RNA from Portunus trituberculatus (swimming crab), 1996 nucleotides. It is a transcript of the gene RNaseX25, whose product is annotated as ribonuclease Oy-like. Gene Ontology annotation, molecular function: ribonuclease T2 activity; RNA binding. Gene Ontology annotation, cellular component: extracellular region. Lineage: Eukaryota; Metazoa; Arthropoda; Malacostraca; Decapoda; Portunidae. The record is from RefSeq and is a predicted model, not a curated record. Gene Ontology annotation, biological process: RNA catabolic process.
CAUAGGCCCGUCAGUAUGUUGUAAGCUAAAUACUCUAUUCGCAAGACACCGCAAAGGAAGCAAUGAGGUAUAUCUGGUAUCACCAUGAGGUUGCUCCUCAUUGCAGCAGUGUUGUUGGCUCCCAUCACAAAUGCUGCUGAGAAGAUUACUUGGGAUGUGCUCAUUUUCACCCAGCAGUGGCCCAUCACCAGUUGCAUUAGUCACAAGGAGCAUCAGCAUGGUUCCUCAUGCAACCUCUUCCCCAACAUGACCUCUUGGACUGUUCAUGGACUCUGGCCAACCACACUGGGAACCAUUGGUCCAAUUUGCAAUAAAACAUGGCAUUUCCAUGAAAAGGAAAUAAUUGACAUUGAGCCCUAUCUAAUCAAGUACUGGGGCAACAUAUAUGCUGAGGAUUCCCGCACCUCACUGUGGAAGCACGAGUGGCUGAAGCACGGCACAUGUGCUGCUCAGCUGCCACAAUUAAAUACUCAGAAGAAAUAUUUUGAGAAAGGGCUGGAGUGGGUGGUGCGGUAUGAUAUUCUUGCCGUCCUCACUAAGAACAACAUCAUGCCAUCUGAUUUGGAGACACAUUCGGUCAAGAACAUCUUUCAAGCUGUCAAAGAUGCAUUUGGAGUCAAUCCAGCCAUCGAUUGUAUUUAUGAUAAAAAUACUAGACAGAACAUUCUGUCCCAGAUAAAACUCUGCUUUGACCCGUCACUGAAAUUAGUUGACUGUGAUGGCAUUAUUGGCUUUGGGACCCAUCAACUAGGUAAUUGUCCGUCAAAAGGCAUCACCUACCCAGCCACUGUCAGCAAUGGUGACAAGACUUAUAAUUACCCCAAGAAGCUUGCAGUGGCUCACACCCGUGCCUGGGAUGAGGCCAACUCCCGCUGCAAUUCAUGGAUUUGCCGUGCUCUUGUCUAUGUUUAUGUCCUUACGUGGAUGACUCUUUAAAAUUUGUGAACAAACACAAAAAGUGAAAAACAUCCAGAUAUUGUUGAAUUUUAUAAUUUAGUGAAAAACAUUCAGAUAUUCUAGAAUGUUAUAAUUUAUGCUGAAAUUGUUUGUUAAAUGAACAUUUGUUUCUUCUGCAGGGUGUACAUAGUCACCCUCCAUAAGGUUAUACUCACUUUACCUUUUUAACUUAUAAUAUAUAUAUAUAUAUAUAUAUAUAUAUAUAUAUAUAUAUAUAUAUAUAUAUAUAUAUAUAUAUAUAUAUUUAUAUUUAUAUACCUGUUUUAAGAUUUCAUAUUUAAAGAACACUUGUGAUGUAUUUUCUUCAAAUGUUAUUAAGAAAGUGGUGAAGAGAUGGUUCCUUACUACGUGGAACAAGUUUUCUACUCUUAUUUUUAGCUAUAGUGACAUGUCAACUCAAGGGAUUUUAGCGAGCAAAUAUCAUAGGCCAAAAGUCAUGAUGUGUCAAUUAAGCCACACCUUUCUCAACCCACAAUUGUGUUCCCAUCAUACUCAAUGUGGGGGAGGGUUCAUAAAAGCAGCACUUGUAUAUCAAUUUAUGCCUUUAAUUAAGAUCUAUAACUCUGUGUGAGAUUUGUGGCACUUUAAAGAUGGUGGUUGUGUAUCACUGUGCUGGUCCUUGUGUGAUCCUUGGUGUGUCACUAUUCAAUGCACGCUUUACUUCCAGAUAGCAGUUAAUCCAUUUUCUAGUGAUGGCCAGAUUAUUUGUUAUGUUGUGCAAUUGAGAGCCUGUUUAUAUGUAAAACGGUGAAAUACUGGUAUUGAUAAAAUAGAACUGACAUUUGCAUAUUGCAGCUUACUGAUAAUUAUACUGUUUUGUAUGUAAAGAGAAUUAAAUGAGAUAGUAAUUAUAUCUCAAGUCAGGGAGUGAAAACCAUAAAAGCAUCUCUGGGUAGAUAGUACUAACAGGAUUGCUUUCAAAGUUUUGCUGAACAUUUAGCUGCAUAUUUUUACAUAAUUCUAAGAUGCAAUGUUUGUAUUACCACCAGGUUUCUGUAAAUUGUUUGAAAAAAUUAAUAAAUAAUAGAAUACAAUGGUG